AUGGCGUUGGAGAGGAGGGAAGGAGGGAAGAGUGGCUCUCAACAACGCCUCAACCACCCACUGCAUGGAGAGAUCUGUGCAUUUAAGAUUCAUGGGCAGGAGGCCCCAUUUGAGGCUGAGGUGUUGAACAGGACAUCUGGUGAAGGGGUGCUGAGGGCCCGGGGUCCCAUAGACUGCGAGCAGCAGAAGGAGUACACCUUCAUCAUCCAGGCCUACGACUGUGGAGCCAGCCCAAGUGGAGCCAACUGGAAAAAGAGCCACAAGGCGGUGGUUCAUAUCCAGGUGGAUGAUGUAAAUGAGUUCUCCCCAGUGUUCAGGGAGCCUUUAUACCGUGCCACUGUUACUGAGGGCAAGAUCUAUGACAGCAUUCUGCAAGUUGAGGCCUGGGAUCAGGACUGCUCUCCGCAGUACAGCCAAAUCUGCAACUAUGAGAUCGUUACACAGGAUACACCUUUUGCUAUUGAUCGAAAUGGCAACAUCAGGAACACAGAGCGACUGAGCUAUGACAAACAGCAGCACUACAAAAUCAUGGUGACCGCUUACGAUUGUGGCCAGAAAAGGGCGACAGAAAGUGUCUCGGUUCACAUUGACGUCAAACCAGUGUGCAAGCCUGGCUGGCAAGGUUGGAACAAGCGUGUGGAUUAUGAACCUGGAACAGGCAGCAAGCAGCUAUUUUCCAAGAUGCACCUGGAGACCUGUGAUGGCCCUUUAUCUUCAGUGCGAGCCAUGGUGGAACUACAGACCAGCCAUAUUGGGAAGGGCUGUGACAGAGAGACCUAUUCUGAGAAGUCUCUGCAAAAGCUCUGCGGAGCAGCCUCGGGCAGCACAGACCUUCUCCCGGCGCCUAGCGCUUCCACCAAUUGGACGGCUUCCUUGCUGACAGACAAUGGCCGAGACAGCGACCUCAUCUUCAGAUUUGAUGGACGACAGGCAGCCAAUAUCCCAGAGUGGGUCGUGCCACAGAACCUGACAGAUCAGUUUACCAUAGCAACAUGGAUGAAGCACGGGCCAAGUCCUGGACUGAGAGCCGAGAAGGAGACAUUGCUGUGUAAUUCUGAUAAAACUGAGAUGAACAGGCAUCAUUACUCUUUGUAUGUCCAUAACUGCCGUCUGGUGUUUCUUCUGAGGCGAGACUUUAUUCAGCUGGACUCCUUCAGGCCAGCAGAGUUCCACUGGAGACUGGAACAGAUCUGUGAUAAAGAGUGGCAUUACUACGUCAUCAAUGUGGAGUUUCCUUCAGUGACGCUCUUCGUAGACGGAGUGACAUACGAACCCUACCUUGUGACGGACGACUGGCCUAUCCACCCCUCUGAGAUCGAUGUACAGCUAACCGUAGGUGCCUGCUGGCAAGGAGGAGAGGUGACCACUCCAAGGUUCACACAGUAUUUCCGGGGAAGCCUCUCAGGCUUGACUAUCCGACCUGGGAAGAUCGCCACACAAAAGGUGAUCUCUUGCCUACAGGCUUGCAAGGAAGGCCUGGACAUCAGCUCGCUUGAGAGUCUGGGAAAAGGCAUAGCAAGCCUGCUGGUGGUGAUGACUGUAGUGAGACCAGCUGAAGAGAACAUGAAAGGCCAUGAUGAAAUAAAAUCUGCUGUGUCAGAGAGCCAGCCUCCGCAGUGUUUUGGUGAAGAUACGUGCAUCUCCAUUCCUGACAUCAAAGCGAUGGUGAUGGUGCUGCCGCCCAGUGAACCUCGGAUCACCAUUGCUGGAGUGGAGCGGCUGGUUUGGCCCACGGCUCAGCUCCGAGCCCUUGUCGGGGUGGCCCUGUUCAAGGACAUACACAUCAUUAGUACCGUCACCAAGACUGACGCCACCCUCAGCAUAGUCCGGAGGCCUGGUGUGCUGGAGUUGAUGCAUAACCUGGAUUAUUGUGAUGUGCUGGUGAUCGGAGAGGAGCUGGAACCGGAGCAGGAAAGUCUGGAGAUCCACCACAGCUCUCUCUUGGGCAAACAUCUGGAUGCCACCAACUCUACCUCUGGCAUCUCCAUCUACGGUGUGGACUCCAUGGCGCAUUAUGAACAGGCCAUCAGGCAGGUGAGAUACCGUAACUGGAAGCCUGGCGGUCUGUCUGAGAGAAGGUUCCGGCUCAGUUGCUCUGAACUGAAUGGACGCUACACAAGCAAUGAGUUCAACUUUGAGAUUGGAGUAGUGCGCAGCUCAGAGGCCGUGGAGCAUGUCAAUCACAUGGCUGUCCAAUCCCAGUUCAUGAGACCUGUGCAUCAUCCACUGGUGGUUCAUACUGUCAACUCUGAUCACAUCUCAGGGACCCCUCCUGCUGCGACUGUGGUAAUUGUAAUGUGCAUUGCCACUCUGGUGGUCAUUGUGGUCUUGGGCAUCUACCGCAUCCACACCACCCACCAGGACGGUUCAAAAGAGGACGAAGAGGGAAGAAAAGAUCCAGAGAUGGACUGGGACAACUCCAAUCUUAACAUCACUGUUAAUCCCAUGGAGAGCAUUGAUGGGGCUCAGAUUGCUGAGGAGGUGAGGGAGGAGGAGCCAGAGAAAGAGGAAGAUGAAGACGAAGAGGAGGAUGAACUGGCAGGAGAGCUCUCUAGUGCUGAAUCUGAGGACAGUGAUGAAGAGGAGGAGGCUAGCAUUCAGAAGGGAAGAGUGAAAGGAAAACUGGAGUGGGACCCGUCUACUUUACCCUAUUAAAACACAUACACACAUACAUAUGUGCAUACACCUUCACACAAGCAAGAUUCACAUGCAGACAUAGACUUGUGCACACACACAUACAGACGUACACAUGCAUACAUAAAACACUCGCAUUUAAUGCCCUUUCACACUUACAGAAGCCAGAAUUUUGCCUGAAAAGCUGUCACACAUCAGCCUGAUUUUGACUCUUUCCAACACCCACAUAAAGCAUCCUGUAACGCCAUCUGCUGGUCAAUAUUGGGAACUGCACCCAUCAUCCUGCAAAGCCUGUAUGUACUUCAGUAAUAUAAAGCUGCAGUGUCUCAGUAGAUCCACAAAAAGUAAAGAUAAUUUGACACAAUGCAAUUAAUUGUGAAUCAACACCUCUGGGAUGUUUUUUAUUUACAUAAACUGUUUUUUUUUUUUUGUCUGUCGAUUAAUCAAAUUAUAGUCUAACAUCAUGAUGCUUUCUCCCUUUCUGAAAUACUAAACUAAUAUUUGACAGUAUGGCUAUGCCUUCACCAUUUGUUGUCUUCAGAGUAACAUUGAAUAUUGCAUUGAUUUGCAAUAGUAAAUACCCAAAAGUUGUUUUUUGCAAUGAAAAUAUAUACAAUAAUGAUAUUUUCUUCAUUUGAAAUCUAGCAAAUAGGUUUAUUUUAGAUCCUCAGAGAGAUUUUGAGAUGGUUCUCUUUCAGCAAAAGUUAUAUAGUAA
Messenger RNA from Sinocyclocheilus grahami, 3349 nucleotides. RefSeq names its product calsyntenin-2-like. The coding region runs from base 1 to 2655 and encodes 884 amino acids. Lineage: Eukaryota; Metazoa; Chordata; Actinopteri; Cypriniformes; Cyprinidae. Gene Ontology annotation, biological process: positive regulation of synaptic transmission; homophilic cell-cell adhesion; positive regulation of synapse assembly. The transcript is spliced from 16 exons. Gene Ontology annotation, molecular function: calcium ion binding. Gene Ontology annotation, cellular component: cell surface; postsynaptic membrane. The record is from RefSeq and is a predicted model, not a curated record.